Molecule: messenger RNA, 491 nt
Organism: Tinamus guttatus (white-throated tinamou)
Lineage: Eukaryota; Metazoa; Chordata; Aves; Tinamiformes; Tinamidae
Source: RefSeq, a predicted model, not a curated record
UUGCAUUUUCAGGCCUUGGCUUUACCACCUUCUACUUAGCUGGCAAGUUGCACUGCUUCACUGAAAAUGGCCGGGGGAAGAGCUGGCGGCUCUGUGCAGCAAUUCUGCCUCUCUACUGUGCCAUGAUGAUCGCCCUGUCACGCAUGUGCGAUUACAAGCAUCACUGGCAAGAUGCUUUCGCUGGAGGGAUCAUUGGCCUCAUUUUUGCUUAUAUUUGCUACAGACAACACUACCCUCCUUUGGGUAAUACAGCUUGUCAUAAAUCUUAUGUCAGCCUGCUAGAUCAGAAUUCAAUGAAGAAAGAAGAGAGACCUACAGCAGAUAAUACUACUGGCCUGCCUCUAGAGGGAAUAACUGAAGGACCAGUAUGACUUUCAGAAAUGUGCAGAAUGAACUUUUAGCCUUCUUGCAUUUCCUCCAAACCAGUCUCUUAACAUGGUAUUUCCUACUAUACAUUUGGUCUGUGUUUUUCCGUUUGUUUCUUUCCUUUU